This is a messenger RNA of Yamadazyma tenuis ATCC 10573, 900 nucleotides long. It is a transcript of the gene TRM7, whose product is annotated as tRNA methyltransferase. The record is from RefSeq and is a predicted model, not a curated record. Gene Ontology annotation, molecular function: tRNA methyltransferase activity. Gene Ontology annotation, biological process: tRNA methylation; cytoplasmic translation. Gene Ontology annotation, cellular component: cytoplasm. Lineage: Eukaryota; Fungi; Ascomycota; Pichiomycetes; Serinales; Debaryomycetaceae.
AUGGGGAAAAGCAGUAAGGACAAAAGAGACUUGUACUAUAGAAGAGCCAAAGAAGAAGGAUGGAGAGCUCGUUCCGCUUUCAAGCUCCUUCAACUCAAUGAACAGUUUGAGCUUUUCAAAGGAAUCUCCAAAGUAGUGGAUCUUUGUGCUGCACCGGGCAGCUGGAGUCAAGUUCUUUCCAGAGAGCUUUACGAAGUGCAAAAAAAUCCCAAUGGACAAAUAGUCGCCGUGGACCUACAACCAAUGACACCAAUAAAUGGAGUUACGACUCUCCAGGCAGAUAUCACCCAUCCCAAGACCUUACAGCGGAUUUUGGAUGAAUUCCACGGAGAGUUGGCAGACUUUGUCUGUAGUGAUGGUGCACCAGAUGUUACUGGUUUACACGAUUUGGAUGAAUACAUCCAAGCGCAGUUGAUUCUUUCUGCUCUUCAGCUAACGACGUGUAUUCUCAAGCCUGGUGGGACGUUUGUUGCUAAGAUCUUCAGAGGAAGAGAUAUUGAUUUGCUUUACUCACAGCUCAGCUAUCUCUUCGAAAAGGUCAUUUGUGCCAAACCUCGAUCGUCGAGAGGUUCUUCGUUGGAAGCCUUCAUAGUAUGCUUAAACUAUCGUCCCAGGCCUGAAUGGGUCCCCAAACUCGAGCUAGACAAGUCUACGGAAGAGUUUUUUGAAGAUGCAAAUAUUGGUAAAUCCAAAAACCUAGAGUUCUUGGACCUUCCCAACGACGAGCGAGUGAUUGCAAAAUUUAUUGCGUGCGGAGACUUGAACGAUACCGACUCAGAUGCAACAUACACAUUAGAAGGAAGAAGAGAAGUACUAGAUCCAAUCCAAAUGCCUACCUCUCCACCGUACAAACAAGCACUUGAGAUGAAAAGGAGAGGCGCUUUGGUGAGGAAUAAAUAA